GGACAUACGACAGUGCAGGUGGGCAAGAAAACUUCUAUAUCGUGAAAAAUAAAUUGUUUUUGUGGAUUUUUACAUUUUAUUCCCAAUUGAGCAAUAUAGAUAAAUAUCCAAUAAUGUAUAAAGUAUAUUUGCAAAAUAACGACUCUUCCGUCAAAGCAAUUCGAAAGUUUGGUUCUCAGACUAGUUCACAGUUUCAUGGUACUCGGGCUAAUUGUCACCUUAGUUUUAAUGAGUUCUGCCAAAAAAUCAUAUCAAUAUUCCCGGAAUUAUCCGAUAAAGAGUUCAUCGUUUCUUGGGAAGAUACUGAAGGUGAUCAAAUCUUAAUAUCAUCUGAUGAAGAAUUACAAAUUGCUAGGGACGAAAUGAGACAGCAUAAGAAAAUAUAUAUCAAACCUCUUUCACCUGAGAAAAAAGUACCAAGUCAUGAGAAAGAAAAAGUAGUACAUUCUGACGUAUAUUGUGAUGGUUGUGAUAAUGACAUAGUUGGAUUUAGAUACAAAUGUAUUCAAUGUGAAGAUUAUGAUUUAUGUGAACAAUGUGAGAUAGCACAGAUGCAUUCACAUCAUUAUAUGAUCCGUAUGCCACAUCCAAUAGAAUCGCAUCAUGCUCGAAGUAUGUUCCAUCAUUUGAAAAAAAUUCUGAAAAAGAAUAGUGCACAUUUUAAUAAAAAAUAUACUUGUGAUGAAAAUAAAUCCCAAAGCAAUAAUCAUCAUAACAUUCAUCCUUGGUUGGGAAUUUAUGCACCAUAUUUACAGAAUCUUAUUGAUACAAUAGUAGAAGCACAUACUGUUGAUCCAGAAUCUAGUAAGAGUCACAAACCUGAAGAAAGAAAAGAAUCUAAGGAUGAUACAUGUACAGAUAAAAAUAAUUCUAGAAAAUUUCCUGGAGAAGGAAGGAAGUUACUUGAUAAUGCAAAGGAUGAUAUAGAACCAGUGUCAGACGUUGCAUCAGCAACAAGUCAAGACAGUGCUACUACAAAGGUGGCAGCAGAUGAAUGGACUAUUAUAGAUAAAAAUGACACUACUGAAGUUAAUCAAACGUCUUCAGCUUCAUCCAAUAUGAAUGGAACUGGUACGAAACAGAAGACUUGUUCCUCUUCAACGGCACCACCAUCAGCAGGAUCUUCAGCUGAAACACUUUACCCUGAAUUAUCAAGAGAAACAAAUUACCAAGAAAUAUAUCAUGAAAAUCCAAAAAUCAAUGAAGCUGUUAAAACUAUGAUAAAGAUGGGAUUCUCAAAUCAAAGUGGAUUAUUGACUUAUUUGUUGGGUGUUGAAAAUGGUAAUAUUGAUAAUGUCUUGGAGAUAUUGCAGCCUACAAAUAAAUGAAUAUUAAGUUUGAAAUGUAAUGACAUUUAUCAUUAUACGACUAUAUAAUAUAUAUUAUAAUAUAAUAUAUAAUAUAUAUUAUAUAUAUAUGGUACAUACUUUUUCUGUUGCAAAAUAAAAAUAGACUGUAGCAUUAUGUAAUGUAUACUAUUGUUACAAAUAUUACAUUUUUCGUCACUUAAUGUAUUUAUGUUAAUAAAGCAACAUGUGAAGAUAAUCAAA
Bombus pascuorum is the source of this 1550-nucleotide messenger RNA. RefSeq names its product protein ref(2)P (gene ref(2)P). The transcript has 4 exons. The record is from RefSeq and is a predicted model, not a curated record. Gene Ontology annotation, cellular component: amphisome; aggresome. NCBI's taxonomy places the organism in Eukaryota, Metazoa, Arthropoda, Insecta, Hymenoptera, Apidae. Gene Ontology annotation, biological process: aggrephagy; endosome organization; mitophagy. The coding region runs from base 114 to 1328 and encodes 404 amino acids. Gene Ontology annotation, molecular function: zinc ion binding; protein kinase C binding; K63-linked polyubiquitin modification-dependent protein binding.